CUGGAAGUUAGCGCUACAUCAAUCUAGCUUAAUUGGUGCUGGAAAAACAUGCCAAUUCUGGAUUCCGGGGUGGACAUUUCCCACAUUUCAUUGACUGGGGCCCGAGCGGGAGGCGAAGGGCUCCAAGCUACCGCCACUCACUCGGUGCUGGUAGAUUAGGUGGGGACAAUGGCAUGCGAAUUCUAUAAGAGCCCCGAACCCCUCAGUUGGGACGUUCGUGAUUAUUUGGAAUUUCCAUCCUGUUCUGCUCUGCAUUCAAUUGCCUCAAUUGUGGUAUUGGUUCCUAUUUCCCCUUUUCUUGGUUUCCAAGAGCCCCUUCCUGCGUUAGUUACUAGUAUAGGUGCGAAAGUACCGAGAAUGAUCCCACGGCUGUGAAGCUUAACCAAGGCCAUGGAGCUGGAAACCCUUCAAUUCCCCUCCCCGGCUGUGAGCACGAAAGGCAACGGCGAUACGCUGUCGAGAAACGAGCCCGCGGGUGCAGCUUCAUUCCCACACAGCUCCCCCCGUAAUACGUUUGAAGACACAACACCUUCAAUAACGACCAGCCCCUCAGAGCGUUGGAAUUAUCCAAAACGCAACUGUUUUCGUUUCCUAGCGGCCAAUUACAGCUUUAUAGUAUUGGGAAUCAAUGAUGCAGCCUACGGUGCUCUUAUUCCAUAUCUAGAAACUUAUUAUCACGUUACCUACACAGUCAUAUCGCUAGUAUUUUUAUCCCCUCUGUUAGGAUAUAUCACGUCGGCCAUAUUGAACAAUAUGUUACAUAUGCGCUUUGGGCAGCGCGGCCCUGCUCUUUUGGGACCUGCCAGCCAUGUCAUUGCCUAUGUCAUUGUCUGCCUUCACCCUCCAUAUCCGGUCCUAAUCAUUGCCUUUAUUAUUGCUGGCUUCGCAAAUGGCCUGUCAGACGCUGCAUGGAACGCGUGGGUGGGCUCAAUGGCAAAUGCCAAUGAACUUCUAGGACUGUUACACGGCUCUUAUGGCCUAGGGGCAUUACUGGCACCGACAAUCGCUACAUCCCUCAUCACAAAAGCGGGCUGGCAGUGGUUUGAGUUCUAUUACCUUGUUACUGGAAGCGCCUUUUUGGAACUGGUUUUUCUCGGGGCCUCAUUCUGGAAUUCGACAGGGGCCCUGUACCGCGAGACACACCAGCGUAGCGAGGUAAGCCACAGCGCGAGGACCAUGCCCUCCGAUGAAGAACGACCACAGGUUACGAGAAAUGAUAUUAUCAUCAGCAAGAUCUUCGGCAACAGCCGCACAGCUGAGGCUGUAAGGAACAAAAUAACUUGGAUCUGUGCAUUCUUCCUGAUCGCCUAUGUUGGGAUCGAGGUUGCCCUAGGUGGGUGGAUCGUCACGUUCAUGAUUCGCGUUCGCCAUGCGUCAAACUUUGCAUCCGGCAUGGCGUCGACUGGGCUCUGGGCCGGUAUCACUGUUGGGCGUGUGGUUCUCGGCUUCGUAACCCCUCGAUUAUUUAAGUCUGAAAAGCAUGCCGUGACUGUAUAUCUGGGAGCCUCUGUGGUCCUCGAGCUUCUCUUUUGGCUUAUUCCCCAAUUCAUCGUUUCUGCGUUGAUGGCUGCUUUCCUUGGGUUCUUUCUGGGGCCCCUGUUUCCAGCAGCUGUAAUCGCUGCGACGAAGUUGCUCCCGAAACAUCUACAUGUCAGUGCUAUCGGCUUCGGUAUUGGGUGCAUAUCGUCAUUCGGAACAUCCUUCACGUUUUUACUGCAACCUAACCAAUCAGCCUGGCUACGGUGCCCUUAUCAAAGAAAAAAGGCGAUUAUAUGGAUGACAGGAAUGUGGUCAUACCUUGAAAUUCUGGAAGUUGUGAAAAUCGGUGCAAAACAUUUCCUCUGCAGUUCCGCUUGGCAAAUGGAGUCAUCAAACCCUGCUCCGCUCAGCGGAACACCCUGGGAUGAGGACAUUUACACUGGGAACAACAAUGACAAUGUUGGUAAUCGGGAUGCUUCCAGCAUCUACAAAGGAGGAAUUCCUACGUCUGGCCCUCCAGUGAACAAAUUCCAUAAGUUUUCGCCUCGACCAAGGGGUAUCUCCAACCCGUUACAAACCGGAAUACUCAACUAUCUCAAGAGCCAGCAGCACCACCAGUACAACCACUGUUUGCCCAUACAUUUCCAUCCAAUUUCUCCGCAAUCACCAUCGAUUCCCCUACCUAAAAGAUUUACAGUUUACACACCUCUCCUCCUGCUUCCGUCAAAUACAUUCUCCUUGCCACCCGAAUGGGCGACACUUUACAAUACAUUUUCUAGCGCAGAGCGCCAGGAGCUUUACGCAUGCAUAGUUGCAUCCUUCGCAUCAAUGGGCGUCACGCACAUCGCGAUAAAUGCGCCCAUAUCUCCAACAAUUGCUACUGGCAUUGACAAUCGAAUUCGAAGUCCGACGGGGUUGGCACCUUUGUUUGGGGAUUUUGGAGAGGCCAGUGAUCAUGUAGGGGGAGAAGCAGGGAGAGGGGAGGUAUGCGAAGAUAUAGAAGAAAAAGAAGCUAACCCUUCGGAAACGGCUUUGCAGUCUGCGUUGUGGGUUCGCGCGGUGCAGAAUCGCGGCAUCGUGCAGAUUUGGGCACCAUUUCAUUCUAUGUUCAGUCGUGGGAAUGUUGUGGAGAAGGCGAGGAUUUUGGGGAUUGAGUCUCGGUUUGAGGGGCUUGAUGAUGGUUUUGAUGACAGUGGGAAGCGAAUGUUAGGCCAGCGAAUGGGAGAUAUUGCGGUGGUCGAUAUGUAUGCUGGGAUUGGCUACUUCGUGUUUUCGUACCUGAAGAGAGGGGUCGGGCGGGUGUUGGGCUGGGAGAUCAAUGGGUGGUCGAUUGAAGGAUUGUGUAGGGGAUGUAAGGAAAAUGGAUGGGGGGUUAAGGUGGUCAAGGUCGACAAGAAGACGGGCGAGAUAGAAGGCAGUAUUGAUGGGUUAGCCAGGGGAUUGAGGGAGGAAGAUCGUGUGGUAAUUUUCCAUGGUGAUAACAAGUUUGCAACAGAUGUGUUAAGAGCUUUGGAAGAGGCAAUGCAGCGGACGAAGACAUGGAAACGCAUCCGGCAUGUUAAUCUUGGAUUAUUGCCGAGUUCUAAGCCGUCAUGGGAAGGGGCUGUGAAGGUUCUGGAUACGGAGGCUGGAGGCUGGAUCCAUGUUCACGAAAAUGUGGAUGUAAAGAGUAUCGGGAUGAUGGAGGAGGGUAUUGCUAAAGAGAUCAGUUCUCUGCUCAGCUCUUCUAGAGGAAGUGCACAGCUUCCACCGUCAUCACAACCCUUUAUUCCUGCAGCGAAGUGUAUCCAUGUGGAAAGAGUUAAGACCUAUGCCCCGGGCGUGAUGCAUUGCGUUUUUGACAUCUACAUACCACCUUCACCAAGCUGGUUGGAAUCGAGCAACAACAUAUUAACCUGA
This is a messenger RNA of Histoplasma capsulatum G186AR, 3378 nucleotides long. RefSeq names its product tRNA wybutosine-synthesizing protein. Gene Ontology annotation, molecular function: transmembrane transporter activity. The record is from RefSeq and is a predicted model, not a curated record. Gene Ontology annotation, cellular component: membrane. Bases 391 to 3378 code for a protein of 995 amino acids. Lineage: Eukaryota; Fungi; Ascomycota; Eurotiomycetes; Onygenales; Ajellomycetaceae. The transcript is spliced from 5 exons. Gene Ontology annotation, biological process: transmembrane transport.